Molecule: messenger RNA, 2066 nt
Organism: Nothobranchius furzeri (turquoise killifish)
Lineage: Eukaryota; Metazoa; Chordata; Actinopteri; Cyprinodontiformes; Nothobranchiidae
Gene: sp9
Product: sp9 transcription factor
Biological process (GO): regulation of transcription by RNA polymerase II
Molecular function (GO): DNA-binding transcription factor activity, RNA polymerase II-specific; RNA polymerase II cis-regulatory region sequence-specific DNA binding
Source: RefSeq, a predicted model, not a curated record
GUGCUUCUCAUUGGUUGAGUUUAAACCCCGGCCGUGAACGCGGCUCGCAGAUUGGCUGCGUCUCCUCUCCAGCUGUACUUCAAAGAAGACGCUCGCUACAACUAGGUAGUGUUGGGAGCUGUGAGCCAGGAGAGAAACCGUGUGACCCGAGUCAACACGGGAAAAUCCGAAUCAAAUUGGAGUCAUACAGCCUCGAGACCGCGAGCGCACUCACCGCAGCAGACCCUGGAUAUGGCUACGUCUAUACUUGGGGAAGAGCCACGUUUUGGAACUACACCUUUAGCUAUGUUGGCUGCAACUUGCAACAAAAUCGGUAACACCAGCCCUCUGACAACUUUACCCGACUCCAGCGCUUUCUCCAAAGGUGGAUUUCACCCGUGGAAGAGAUCCUCCUCCAGCUGCAACUUAGGAUCCAGUCUGCCCGGUUUCACGGUGGCAACGAGCCGAGCUUCGACGGGACUAACACCGACCAGUGGCACCGGCAACAGCGCCUUCUGCUUAGCCUCCACAUCCCCGACCUCCUCUGCGUUCUCCACCGAGUACAGCGGUCUGUUUUCCAACUCUGCGAGCGUCACAACGCAGGAAUCUGGCCAGUCUGCUUUUAUCUCCAAAGUCCACACUUCAGCCGAGACUCUGUACCCGCGAGUGGGCAUGGCGCACCCGUAUGAGUCGUGGUACAAGUCGGGGUUCCACUCCACCAUCUCUGGUGAUGUUGCGAACGGCGCGUCCUCGUGGUGGGACGUCCACAGCAACCCCGGCUCAUGGCUCGAUGUCCAGAAUCCCACGAGCACCCUCCAGACUUCUCUGCACUCCGGGACCCCGCAGGCGAUCCACUCCCAGCUGAGCGGCUAUAACCCGGACUUCUCCUCGCUGACGCACUCGGCGUUCAGCUCCACCGGAAUCAGCCCGUCCGCGUCUCACCUGCUGUCCACCAGCCAGCACCUGCUAACUCAGGACGGCUUCAAAACUGUCAUUCCCACCUACACGGACGCUUCUGCCGCCAAUGCCAUGACUUCAGGAGGCAGUUCAGGGAUCAGUAACUCCUCCAGGUCGUCCAGACGCUACUCCGGCAGAGCGACAUGUGACUGUCCGAACUGCCAGGAGGCUGAGCGACUGGGGCCCGCCGGGGCCAGUCUGCGGAGAAAGGGACUCCACAGCUGCCACAUCCCCGGCUGCGGGAAAGUGUACGGAAAGACCUCUCACCUGAAGGCGCACUUGAGGUGGCACACCGGCGAGCGGCCUUUUGUCUGCAACUGGCUUUUCUGCGGAAAAAGGUUCACUCGGUCAGAUGAGCUGCAGAGACACCUGCGCACGCACACCGGCGAGAAACGCUUCGCCUGUCCGGUGUGCAACAAGCGCUUUAUGCGCAGUGACCAUUUGAGCAAGCACAUCAAAACGCACACGGCGGGCGGAGGAGGCAAAAAGGGCAGCGACAGUGACACCGACACCAGCAACCUGGAGACGCCGAGGUCCGAGUCUCCAGAACUUAUUUUGGAGGGGGUCAAUCCCAGAAUCACAGUUAAGGAUCCGUCACCUCACGACGAGCCCUGAGGCGCCACGCGCACGCAGAGCAGACAGAAAAACAAACUGCACAGCUAUGAAAACGGGUUCUGUUGGACAGGGAAACGGAGAAAAUAUUUCUUGAAGCAAUUGCGAAAUAAAAAAGAACAUAUUUAUCAGGCAUCAUCAUAAAAUACUGAUUUCCUGUAGGCCUUCGGAAUGAAUUUCAAUUUAAAAAUAAUUAAAAAGACUGGAUGCGCAAAACCUGUUGACCUUUGGUUGGACAAUGUGAGUCCCAUUCUGUAUAUUGACCUCUUAAUAUGUGUUAUUCUCAUGUAAAUGUUAUAGGCUCUGAUUGUUUUAUUCGUGUUGGUAUCCUGGAGAUCAAGGGAAUUUACUUUUUUCGACGCACUUUUGUGAAUAUCUGUAUGUACACAGCCGCUUUUUCAACUUUUGUUAACCAUUUUAUUUCUUUGCUAAAAAUGAUCUAUAUAUAAAUGUUUACCUGUAUAAAGUCACACGUAUAAGGCUUUCAUUUAUCGUAAUUAAAACAUCUGGAAAUGAAA